AUGGACCGGCAUCCGGGCGGCCCGACGACCAUCGUGGCCUGGGCGGGGAAGGACGCCUCGAAGUUCUUCAACGAGAUUCACAAGGGCGUCAAGAUCGAUUCCUAUUUGCGUCCGGAGUCCCAUUUGGGCAACUUGGGCGUGGACGGGGACCUGAUGUCGGAUGAAUUCUGGCACACGCUCCGGGAGGCACGCAUUGUGGAGGUUCGCGAGGAGAUCGAUCGCGUUCUGAGCGAAACAGCAGCCAAAGAUGGCCACAAGGCUGACAGCCUCCCUCGCCUCCUGCAAGACAAGAACUUGGACCCUCAGCUGAAACUCAAGUUGCAACGCUUGGAGACUCAGAAGAGAGCAGCUUUGGACUCGGAGGACUACGCGAAGGCCUUAGAUGUGAAAAAGGAGAUUGAGAAGAUUCUCUCUGACCAGGCUCAUGCUCACAUGCACGACAUUCCGUUGGACAUCCCCAACUCCAGCGGUGGCAUUCCAUUGUCAGAGGUGGCUCGUCACAACAAGCCCCAUGAUUGCUGGAUUGCCAUCAACAAGAACGUCUAUGACCUGACGGAUUUCUUGAUCCAUCAUCCAGAACAGCGGAAUUCCAUUCUCGCUUGGGCUGGCAGAGAUGCGACUCCAAUGUGGGACAAGAUCCCGGGACGCUUCCCCAGCAAGCAGUGGAUGGAUUUCUUCAUGCGAAGCGAGUGGAAGAUGGGCGAUGUUGGUACUGAGCCCAAAAGGGACCCUGUCUACGACCAAUUGAAGCAGCUGCAUGAUGAGUUGCGCAGGCUUCAGGGACCCUCCAAGGAGGACAUUGAAGCAGCCAAGACGGCCGUGAAGGUCCCUGGCAAGACCGAUGCGCCCACCCUUUCGGAGGAGUCUCGCUUUCCCAAGCUGGCCGAAAUCUCCGCGGGGAAGGAACUCCCUUUCUUCACUCGUGCGGAAGUGGCCAAGCACACCACCGCUGAUGAGCCGUACAUGAUCAUCCACAACCGCGUCUAUAACUUGAAGCCUCUGAUGGGAAGUCACCCGGGAGGUGAUGACAUCUUGCUGAGCAAGGCAGGCACCGAUACCACCAAGGACUUCGAGGUCUUCGAGCACUCGGAGAAGGCUCGGGUGCAGCGCGACCGGGACAUGUUGGUGGGUCAAUUGGUGCCCGGCGAGAACACCGACUGGUCCGCGGAGGCCACCGUGGCUCAGGUGGUGGGCGAAGAAACGUCGGAGGUGGGCCGAUACAUGAAGUACAAGGCCACGGACAUUGCGGUUGGGGCUUUGGCAUGGUAUCUCUACAAGACCUUGCAAAACACCAAGCCUUUGUCACAGUUCACUUACAGCCGAGCCUUGCGACACUUGCAUCUCAUCAUGGCCGUGGGCAUUUUCGGAGCAGUAGGAACAGCUCAGGCCGCCUCCUACUCGGAAGGACAGACGAGGAAACAAAUGCUGUGGUGGCACAAGCAGACCGGCCUUGCGAUGCUUUUUGCUCUGGUGGUGCGCUUCUUCCUUCGCAUGCAGAGCGGCAUUCCUCCUCGCUUCCCAGGAAAUCCCAUGGUCCAAAUGCUGGAGACACAGAGCCUUCGUGCAUUCUACGUCCUGGCUCUCUUGUUGCCAGUCUCCGGCAUUGCCAACGAAUACUUCUUGAAGUGGGCUCCAGGCUCUGACAAGACUGGAAAUGCCGAAGAUGACAAGAGGAAUGACAGGCUGGCCAAGCAGUCCAUUGAUGCCCACAAGUUGCUCGGAAAGUUCCUGCAGUUCGCUUGGCUUCCCUUCCAUCUUGGCUACACCACCUUCUACCAUUGGACUCAAGGUCGAGGCGUGGUCAAGAAGGUCUCUCCCUUCAUCUGA
Durusdinium trenchii is the source of this 1827-nucleotide messenger RNA. NCBI's taxonomy places the organism in Eukaryota, Dinophyceae, Suessiales, Symbiodiniaceae. The record is from the annotation of a GenBank genome assembly.